This is a messenger RNA of Rangifer tarandus platyrhynchus (Svalbard reindeer), 459 nucleotides long. The record is from the annotation of a GenBank genome assembly. NCBI's taxonomy places the organism in Eukaryota, Metazoa, Chordata, Mammalia, Artiodactyla, Cervidae.
AUGGGACCGUCCAGCCCGUGGUGCGCGGGACACGUGGACCUCCCCCGAGGGCCUCCACGGAGCCUCCCGCACGCGCAGCAGGGCCCCUCGCCUCCGCACCCCUGGGCACCCAGGGCCCCGCCUGCUCACACCACAUCCAGACUCUCGCCUCUGCUACUGCGCUCAGUUCUCCGGCCGCUCCGUGACACCGGCACCCCCCUUACCAACGAGGCCAUGGAGCCUUCCUCUCGGGGCAUCACGGAGCUGAGCUACAAGCUCACCGCCCGGGGCAGCUGCUCCUGGUCCGGCACCGACUCCAAACACUCCUUCCUUCGGGCGCCAGUUCCACUCUGUCGAUUCCUCUCUGUGCACGUCGCUCUGCAUCCAAAGACACCUGGGCUUCUCUCCGACCAGUCCAGCCCCACCAGAGUCCACCUCCUCAUCAAGUUGUCAGACGUCCGUCAGGAGCGGGAGUGCUGA